AUGGUUCACCAUUCCACCUUGACAUCGAAGACCUUCGGGGAAAUAUUCACCCUGGACGGGAAGGACCUAGUGGACUGCUUGCAGAACUCCCCUGCCUCAGCAUCCAUGUUCUGCGGCUAUGCGAAAGCCUUUGUCGAGAUGAUGCAAAAGCCAACUGGGCUCACAGUCCACGGCCAGCAGCUGGUGGCGGCAGAUUCCUGCUGCCGGCAUACGCGGCAGUACCAGGAGCUGUACCCUGAUCCGAAGACUCGCUUGGCCAACAUUUCCAUCGUGCACGAUGCCUUGGGGCCGGACAUCCAGACAAUGUCGGAAAGCACAUGCAGCUUCCGUUCUGGGGGGUUGGCCCACAUGCUCAAGGAUCUGGACCGCGGCGGCUUGCAACCUGAAAACAUCAUCAUGCUGCUGCAGAACGCCAUUCCCGAACUUCAUCCAGACGUUGGGACGCAUGCUCUCCUGGAGCAACUCUUCGAGCGGGACCGAGCUGUUUCCUCUUGUGUCAGCUUAUUGGCCUUGGUUUACGAUGACUACAACCUGUUCGUGAAGCCGCAGAUGUUGGCUCCGGUGGAGGUCACCACGCCUGGCCAGUGGAAGCACCUGCGGGAGCUGGUAACCUGGGU
Symbiodinium necroappetens is the source of this 617-nucleotide messenger RNA. The record is from the annotation of a GenBank genome assembly. Lineage: Eukaryota; Dinophyceae; Suessiales; Symbiodiniaceae.